GGGCACUCUAGCCUGCGCAGAUUGAGACGUCGCGGCGGCCUUGCUAGGCUACUGGAGGCUCCAGAGGUCGCCUCGCUGGUCACGCGGUCGCCCAUGGAGAACCUGCACAAGUUGCUGCUCGCGGGCGCAGUGCUGGGCGCCGGGGCUGGCGUGGGCACCGCGCUCUUUGCCCUUGUGACCCCGGGAGAGGAGCGGAAGCAGGCGAUGCUGAAGGAGAUGCCGGAGCAGGACCCGCAGCGCAGGGACGAGGCGGCCAGGACCAAACAGUUACUGCUGGCCACUCUGCAGGAAGCAGCGGCCACGCAAGAGAACGUCGCCUGGAGAAAGAACUGGAUGAAUGGCGGCGGCGGGAGGUCAGCCUGAGACAGAACCUGCCCGCCUGGGCGCCGGGAUUUAUGCUGCAGCGCAGGCGCCCAAGCCAGCCUGACUCCUCCGUGGGCCGGCGGGGAGUCCGACCCGGAUCCCAAGCGCAGGCCUCUCCGGGACUUGGGGCGCUUCCGCCGGGUGAGCGCGCUCUCUCCUAAAGCUUGCACGGACUACGUUUUAACGUCCACACCGCGGGCUGUGGCUAACUGAAGGAAUCAAUAAACCAUGUUCCUCCAUCCAGAGAGUGAGCCCUGCGGUUGGACGCCCAUAAAAGCCAAGUGUUCUGCGGGUCGGUGCUGCGGCCUGGCUGGAGUGCGGCUGCCGCCUGCCACGCCCGCCCCAUGUGAGGCUGAAGCCCAAUCGACAUUUUCAAAACACAGGUCAGGUCCUGUGGUUUGUGGGAGUGGAUAACCAAGUGACGUUCUUGAAAUUAUAACUAGCCUGGAAACUCUUGUGCAAUAAACACCCAUAGAGGACA
Cervus elaphus (red deer) is the source of this 844-nucleotide messenger RNA. RefSeq names its product ubiquinol-cytochrome-c reductase complex assembly factor 3. Lineage: Eukaryota; Metazoa; Chordata; Mammalia; Artiodactyla; Cervidae. Bases 94 to 363 code for a protein of 89 amino acids. The record is from RefSeq and is a predicted model, not a curated record. The transcript is spliced from 2 exons. Gene Ontology annotation, cellular component: mitochondrial inner membrane. Gene Ontology annotation, biological process: mitochondrial electron transport, ubiquinol to cytochrome c; mitochondrial respiratory chain complex III assembly.